AUGGACGUUCAGAAAUGUUUCCACAUGAAUGGCGGAGUUGGGGAGACUAGCUACUCCCAGAAUUCUUCUCUUCAAAAGAAGAACUCCGACAAGGCGAAAUCUAUAACCCUGGAAACAAUCCAGCAAAUCUACCUAACCACGACGCCAAAGAGCUUAGGGAUUGCGGAUUUGGGUUGUUCUUCUGGGCCUAAUACAUUGUCCAACGUAAAAGAUAUAGUGGAUGAAAUCGAAGAGAUUAGCCGGAAGAUUUCGCAACCAGCUCCUGAAUUCCGAGUUUAUCUCAAUGAUCUUCAUACCAACGACUUCAAUGCCAUAUUCCAGGCCUUGCCCAAAUUCUACAGCGACCUGAAAGAUCAAAGGAGUCCCGGAACGCCUCCUUGUUUGUAUAUGGCCGCUUCCCCUGGAUCUUUUUAUGGAAGGCUUUUUCCGGAUGAAUGCUUGCACUUCGUUUAUUCCUCAAACAGUUUGCACUGGUUAUCCAAAGUUCCUCCCGGAAUUUAUGACAAAGAGGGCAAAUCAAUCAACAAAGGAAGUGUUUAUAUUACGGAAAAGAGCCCUCCAGAAGUGGCACAAGCUUACACUCAACAAUUCCAGGAAGAUUUCUCUUUGUUCCUGCGUUUAAGGUCCAAGGAGCUCGUCUCCGGAGGUGGGAUGGUGCUGAUUUUUCUGGGGAGGGACGGUCCAAAUCAUAUCGAUCGUGGGAACUCUUUCUUCUGGGAAAUUCUCUCUCGAUCAUUUGCGGAUUUAGUCCAAAAGGGGAAGGUGGAGGAGGAAAAACUUGAUUCAUACGACGUUCAUUUCUAUGCACCAUGGAGGGAAGAAGUGGAAGAUUUGAUAAGAAAAGAGGAAUCUGUGAAGCUGGAGAGGAUUGAAAUGAGUGAAAUAGAGACAAUUGGUGGAGCCGGAAUCAGCUAUGGAAGAAAGGUGGCUAUGGCGGUGAGAGCAAUCCAAGAGUCGAUGAUUACCCACCAUUUUGGAGAGUCAAUCUUGGAAGAUUUGUUUGAGGUGUACGGGAGAUUGAUUGAUGAGGAAAUGAUGAAACAAGACAUUAGAGCUUUUACUACUGUUGUUGUAGCUCGGAAAUUAUGA
This is a messenger RNA of Oldenlandia corymbosa var. corymbosa, 1089 nucleotides long. The record is from the annotation of a GenBank genome assembly. Lineage: Eukaryota; Viridiplantae; Streptophyta; Magnoliopsida; Gentianales; Rubiaceae.